UCUCAUUGGCUGCGCGACGUCUGUCUGUGGGAGCGGGCCUUUUGGAGGAGACCGGAAGUGGAGCAAUUGCGAGGUAACCAGAAAUGGAAAGGAAAGUAAGCAGAAUUUGUUUUGCUUCUGAACCUGAUAUAAUUCAUUUUCUACAAAUUGCGUGGGAGAGAACAUUAGGAUCUGGUUUUCUGAUUACACUUACUGACGGUCAGUCAGCAUGGACUGGGACAGUUUCCGAAUCAGAGAUUUCUCAAGAAGCUGAUGACAUGGCCAUGGAAAAAGAGAAGUAUGUUGAUGAACUGAGGAAAGCGUUGGCAUCAGGAGGAGGACCAGCUGAUGUGUACAAGUUUGACUUUUCUAAGGAGUCUUGUCAUUUCUCCUUUGAGAAAACCCUGAAAGAUGUUUCAUUUAGACUUGGUUCCUUCAAUCUAGAGAAAAUCGAAAGUCCAGCUGAGGUCAUUAAGAAACUUAUUUGUGAUUGCCUGGACACCAUUGCAGAAAACCAAGCCAAAAAUGAGCACCUGCAGAAGGAAAAUGAAAGGCUUCUGAGAGAUUGGAAUGAUGUUCAAGGACGAUUUGAAAAAUGUGUGAGUGCUAAGGAAGCUUUGGAGACUGAUCUUUAUAAGAGGUUUAUCCUGGUGCUGAAUGAGAAGAAGGCAAAGAUCAGAAGCUUGCAUAAAUUGUUAAAUGAAGUUCAAGAGCCAGAAAGGAACAUCGGGCAUGAAAGGGAAGCCACAACAUGUUCUGAAAUGCCUGCUGACAGAGAUGCUGUCUAUGAUGAAAGUACUGAUGAGGAAAGUGAGAACCUGCCUGAUCCCUGUGUGUUGGCUCCAGCUACUUCUAGGGGAGAUGAUUCCAUUAUUUCAAGUCCCGAUGUCACUGAUAUUGCACCAAGUAGAAAGAGGAGGCAGCGGAUGCAAAAAAAUCUUGGAACAGAACCUAAAAUGGCUUCUCAAGUGAUUCAGCCUCAAGAAAAGGAACCGCUUGAUCCUCCACAACCUGAGAGUUUGAAAAAGGAGCACAACUCAGCUGAAAACAUGUCUUUAGAAACUCUAAGAAACAGUAGUUCAGAAGACCUCUUUGAUGAGAUUUAACUGUCUCAAAAAGGUACUUUGAUGUUCACUAGACUAUGUUUUCUAUUCAUUUUUUUAAACUAAGAAAGCAAGAUUUCAACUCAGUAGAAGCUAUUACUAUACCUUACAAUUUAAUUACAUAUACACUGAAUUGAAACCAUUGUGCGAAAUGGAUUAUGCAUGUAUAUGAAGAUAUGAUUUGAUGACAGUGGUACAUUAUUCUAAACUAUUCAUUUCCAUGUCUAUAAUUAUACAAAAUCUCAGACUUUGUGUUGUGGAGGACACAUUUAUCUUAUUCAGUUCACACAUAUUGUAUGUGGUAGUUGUCUAACAUCCUGUCUAGGAAGACUUUGGAAAUAGGACAAAGAAAAUGUCUACUCUUUUGUUUUUUUUUUUUUUUUUGAAUACUCAUUCAGAACAAUGAUGUUUGAACAUUUUAAUUUGUGAAAUGAUGUAUCAAAUUUAUUUUUAGUUUGUACACUAGCAGCCUCAAAACCUGAUGAUAAAAUUUUUGAUGCUUGAAGACUUUGUGGUUUUAAUAAAACAUGUUAUGUAGCUUA
Messenger RNA from Suricata suricatta (meerkat), 1624 nucleotides. It is a transcript of the gene XRCC4, whose product is annotated as X-ray repair cross complementing 4. Gene Ontology annotation, biological process: immunoglobulin V(D)J recombination; response to X-ray; positive regulation of ligase activity. The transcript is spliced from 8 exons. NCBI's taxonomy places the organism in Eukaryota, Metazoa, Chordata, Mammalia, Carnivora, Herpestidae. The record is from RefSeq and is a predicted model, not a curated record. The coding region runs from base 84 to 1085 and encodes 333 amino acids. Gene Ontology annotation, cellular component: nucleus; DNA-dependent protein kinase-DNA ligase 4 complex; DNA ligase IV complex. Gene Ontology annotation, molecular function: DNA binding.